Molecule: messenger RNA, 3457 nt
Organism: Danio rerio (zebrafish)
Lineage: Eukaryota; Metazoa; Chordata; Actinopteri; Cypriniformes; Danionidae
Gene: dhx16
Product: DEAH (Asp-Glu-Ala-His) box polypeptide 16
Biological process (GO): antiviral innate immune response; mRNA splicing, via spliceosome
Cellular component (GO): U2-type catalytic step 1 spliceosome; nucleoplasm; catalytic step 2 spliceosome
Molecular function (GO): ATP-dependent activity, acting on RNA; nucleotide binding; RNA helicase activity
Source: RefSeq, marked provisional
GACAGAACCAACACUGUGACCCGGAAGUCGCAUACAUGUUGUUGUAAGAGAAAGCGUGUGGAGAGACAACUAAACUCACAAUGGCCAAUCUGGAACAGUGGGUUAGUGACCAGCUCCAUGACAUCCUGGGUUUAAGUGACCGAUAUGUGGCCCAGUUCAUGAUCGGACUGGUUCAGAAGUCGUCUGGACCUCAGGAUUUUGUGUCUCGGCUUCAGGACACUGGAACUAUUGACAUUGAUCAAAGAAUCACAGCGUUUGCACAUGAGUUGUACGACAAGGCUCCCAAAAAGCAUGUGGUUGAAAAACCUGCUCGAGCAAUCGAACGUCAGGUCAUGGAGAUGGAGAGAAAGAACAGAACCUACACCCUUCUGGAGGACAGCGAGAGCGAUGGAGAGGCAGCCAGAGAAGGAGGAAAGGAGAAGAAAAGCAAAGAACGAGACAAAGGAAAGAAGAGGAAACAUCUCAGACAGAAACGAGACGAAAGUCCAUCGUCCAGUGAAGAGGACAAGAAAAAGAGCAUUACGUUCAAGGAUGAGGCAAAAAAAGCUGGAAAAGAAGAUGAGGAGGAAGAAGAAUGGGAGCGGGAAGAGCGAGAGAGACUUCAGGAUCUGGAGGAGAGGGACGCCUUUGCUGAACGAGUGAAACAGAAGGAUAAAGACAAGACGAGACACAUACUUGAAAGAAAUGACAAAAAGGCGUAUGAGGAAGCUCAGAAAAGGCUCAAAAUGGCUGAAGAGGACCAAAGGAAAAUGCUUCCAGAGUUGAGGAAACAGUCACGUCGGCAGUAUCUGUCCAAAAGAGAGCAGGAGAAGCUGGAAGACCUGGAGGCUGAAAUUAAGGAUGAGGAGUACCUCUUCUCCACUCAAAACCUCACUGAUCGGGAGAGGAAAGAUUUGGAGUACAAGCGGACCAUUAGAGACAUGGCCAAGGAAUACAAGAAAGCGGGAGCGAAAGAACAAGAGGAGAGAAAGAACAGAUACUACAUGCCAGAAGAGAAAAGAAAUAAGUCGAUUCCUCAAAAAGACAUGGAUCUGGAGUUUGAGGAGACUCCCAGAGAGGGCGGUGGAGAGCAGGGCCGAUGGGAGGAGGCACGAGUGGCCACUGCCACACUGCAGUUUGGGGCCAGACAAGAGCGCGAACGGCGGAUCAAGGAGGAGCAGGAGAGAUACCAGCUCAUUUUAGAGGAAGAGGAGAUGAUCACCUUCGUCAGCACCGCAAUUACCAUGAAGGGAACGCUGUCAGAGAAGGAAAGUGAACCUGAGUUAUCACAAGCUGAGAAACAGAAGCAGUCCAUCCAGGAGGUGAGACGCAGCCUUCCCAUCUUUCCCUACAGAGAAGACCUGCUAGCAGCCAUCGGAGACCACCAGAUCCUGGUCAUAGAGGGUGAAACCGGCUCUGGGAAGACGACCCAGAUCCCUCAGUAUCUCCUUGAAGAGGGUUACACAAAAGGAGGAAUGAAGAUCGGCUGUACUCAACCUCGAAGAGUGGCAGCCAUGUCCGUAGCAGCCAGAGUUGCACAGGAAAUGAGCGUCAAACUAGGAAAUGAGGUGGGCUACAGCAUCCGUUUUGAGGACUGUACAUCAGAGCGCACCAUUCUUAAGUAUAUGACUGACGGUAUGCUCCUCAGAGAGUUUCUUACAGAGCCUGACCUCGCCAGCUACAGUGUGAUCAUCAUUGAUGAGGCUCAUGAGCGAACGUUACACACAGACAUCCUCUUCGGUCUGAUUAAAGACAUUGCACGUUUCCGCCCUGACCUGAAGGUCCUGGUUGCCAGCGCCACACUUGACACAGAACGCUUCUCCAGCUUUUUUGAUGAUGCACCUGUGUUUAGGAUUCCAGGCCGCAGGUUCCCUGUGGACAUAUAUUACACAAAGGCUCCAGAAGCCGACUAUCUGGAAGCAUGUGUGGUGUCAGUGCUACAGAUCCACGUCACUCAGUCGCCUGGAGACGUACUGGUCUUCCUCACGGGACAGGAGGAGAUCGAGGCAUGCUGUGAACUUCUACAGGAGAGAUGUAGACGACUGGGUUCAAAGAUAUCUGAGCUUCUUGUUCUGCCCAUCUAUGCCAACCUGCCCUCAGACAUGCAAGCCAAGAUCUUCAACCCCACUCCGCCUGGAGCACGCAAAGUUGUAGUGGCCACAAAUAUCGCAGAGACAUCUCUCACCAUCGACGGCAUCAUCUAUGUGAUCGAUCCGGGAUUUUGCAAGCAAAAGAGCUACAAUGCAAAAACAGGAAUGGAGUCUCUCAUUGUCACUCCUUGUUCACGGGCCUCAGCCAAUCAGAGAGCUGGCCGUGCAGGCAGAGUGGCUGCUGGGAAAUGUUUUCGGCUGUACACUGCCUGGGCGUUUAAACAUGAGAUGGAGGAGACCACUGUUCCUGAGAUCCAGAGAACAAACCUGGGCAAUGUGGUUCUGCUGCUCAAAAGUCUUGGCAUAAAUGACCUGAUUCAUUUUGACUUCAUGGAUCCUCCUCCUCAUGAAACUCUGGUGUUGGCUUUGGAGCAGCUCUAUGCUUUAGGCGCCCUCAAUCACCUCGGCGAACUCACUAAGCUUGGCCGAAGGAUGGCUGAACUUCCUGUUGACCCGAUGCUGAGUAAAAUGAUUCUGGCUUCUGAACAAUAUAAGUGCUCUGAGGAGGUGUUGACCAUUGCGGCCAUGCUGUCAGUAAACAACUCCAUCUUCUACCGGCCCAAGGACAAAGUGGUCCAUGCCGACAACGCUCGGAUGAACUUUGUGGUACCAGGAGGAGAUCACCUAGUGCUGCUUAAUGUAUAUACACAGUGGGUCGAAAGCGGUUACUCUACUCAGUGGUGCUUUGAAAACUUCAUUCAGUUUCGCUCCAUGAAGAGAGCUCGAGAUGUCCGAGAUCAGCUGGAGGGGUUGAUGGACAGGAUCGAGGUGGAGCUGUGCAGCUCCAAUGGCGACAGCAUGCCCAUUCGCAAGGCAGUAACUGCGGGAUAUUUCUACCAUACAGCACGGUUGAGUAAAGGGGGAUAUAAAACGGUAAAACACCAGCAGACAGUUUACGUCCAUCCCAACAGCUCACUGUUUGAGGAGCAGCCGCGAUGGAUGAUCUACCAUGAGCUGGUCUUCACCACCAAAGAGUUCAUGAGACAGGUGAUCGAGAUUGAAAGCGGCUGGCUGCUGGAAGUGGCUCCUCACUAUUACAAGAACAAAGAGCUGGAGGACAGCAGCAGCAAGAAAAUGCCCCGAAAACAAGGCAAAGCCCGCGAAGAACUGGGCUGAUUCUCAGAUAAGAUGAGAAAAGAGACUCUCCCACCUAAUAUUGCUUCACAAACAGUAAGAGAUCAGCAAUGUGGGUCAUUGUUGAGUGACCAGACCAGUCUCCUUUUGCUAAUUUGCUGAUCUAUAGAAAGUAUUUUGGAGACUCUUGAUUUUAUGUUUCAGCUAGCAGUGUCCUCAUGUGUUUGAAUGAGGAAAUAUAUUUUUUGAUUACA